AUCAUGAAGGGACUCAUCCUGACCCUGGUGCUCACCCUCGUGGGGGGCCAGAAGCAGGACCUCGAGCCUGUUUUUCAUAUGGGCAAGACCUACCUGUAUGGGUAUGAGAGUGUCAUCAUGCAUGGACUGCCUGACAGAGGCUUGGCGAUGGCAGGGGUGAGGCUGACAGGCAAGCUGGAGAUCAGCCGCGUGUCUCAGAGCAACCACCUCCUCCAGAUUCGAGAACCAAAGCUGGAGGAACACAAUGGCUUCUGGCCCAUGGACCCCUUCAUUCCAUCUUUGAGGCUCUCAGAAACCAUUGCUACAUGCCUCAGCCAAACCUUUAAGUUUGAAUACACUGAAGGAAGGGUUGGAAGUAUUUUUGCCCCUGAGGACUGUCCCAUUCUGUGCACUAACCUAGUGAGAGGGAUUCUGAACAUGAUGCAGAUAACCAUCAAAAAAUGCAACAUAUUUUAUUCUAAGCUUGUAAAAUGCGAGACUUUUCUGACCUGUCCCCAAAUCCAGAAGGUACUGGUGCAUCGGAUAAUUGUUUACCUGGGAUAUGGUAGCAUGGUAAAUAAAUACUGUGCUCAGACUUUACUAUGUCCAAAUCAACUUCUUCAGCCACUCCAUGACCUUGCUACUGAAGCCACCAGCAAAGCUGAUGCCAAAGAUAUGUCCUUGGCCCUGAAAGCCAUCGGCAAUGCAGGAGAGCCAGCCAGUAUCAAACGCAUCCUGAAGUUUUUGCCAACAUUUUCCUCGGCUGCAGUUUCAUUGCCAAGCAGAAUUCAUGCUGAUGCCAUGUUGGCCUUGAGGAAAAUUGCCAGAAAAGACCCUGCAAAAGUAAGGGAGAUCGCCCUCCAGGUCUUCAUGGACAAUACACUUGCUCCUAAUGUCCGAAUGAUGGCUUGUGUUGUCCUGUUUGAAACUAAGCCUGCUCUUCCAACGGUAGCAGCUAUGGCCAGCUCUUUGCUGACAGAGCCCAGCCUGCAAGUAGCCAGUUUCACAUAUUCACACAUGAAGGCUUUGGCAGCGGGCAGGAUCCCACAGCUCUAUAAACUAUCUUCUGCUUGCAACAUUGCCAUUAAGCUCCUGAGCCCCAGACUUGACAGGCUGAGCUAUCGUUACAGCAAGGUCAUUCAUGUUGGUGAUUAUUCCUCUGAAUAUCAAGUUGGUGCCAUUUGGAGGUUCUAUCUAAUGAACAGUCCCAGCACCAUGUUUCCAUCUGAUAUAAUCACAAAAGUAAGAGGAUAUUAUGCAAAUACUGCAACAGAUAUUAUCGAGGUGGCUCUCCGGUCACAAAGCCUAGCCAAGCUUAUCAGGAAGAAGAAUAUUCCCUUUGCUGAGUAUGAUACAUACAAGACACUGAAGGAGCUUGGUAAAACGUUUCUAGGAUGGAAAGAACUGCCUCCUGAAGACCCUCUGGUGUCUGCUUACAUCAAAGUAUUGGGCCAAGAGAUAGCCUUUGUUGACAUUGACAAAGAUGCCAUUCAACAGAUCAUGAUGCAUCUAACUGGAUCAUCAGACUGGCAGCCAGUGGUAAAAAAAGUUGUGGAAGAGGUGCAGAGAGGCAUUUCAGGGCGAUGGACCCUGCCAGCAAUGGUGGGCGAGCUGCGGCACAUUGUCCCCACAGUGGUCGGUGUGCCCCUGGAGCUCGGGCUGUGCGGGGCAGCAGUGGCCCACACUGCGGCCGACGUGGAUAUACAGAUGUCACCACCAUUAUCUGACAAUUUUAGACCUACACAGUUGCUGGAAACCAAGAUGGAUAUUCAUGCCGACAUCAGGCCAAAGGCAUAUUUUCAUAUGAUUGCAAUGAUGGGGAUUAAUACCCAGUACUUUCAGAGUGGUCUUGAAUUUCAUGCAGAGUUCAGUGCCAACACUACAAUGAAAUUUGAUGCCAGGAUAAAUAUGAAAGAGAAAAAUUUGAAGAUUGAAACCCUUCCCUGCCAUCAGGAAGCUGAGCUUGCAGCUGUGAGGAGUGGAGUUUAUGCUAUUUCAAGGAACAUGCAGGAAGAAGAUUCCGAAAAAAAAUCCCAGCUUCUCCCGAAAGGAGAAGUGCCAGGAAUCUCUGACCAGCCAUUUCAGCCACCAGAAAGAUCUUCAAGACCUGGUAGCUGGAAGCAAAGCAGUAUUCCUAGUGUGAUAUCCAAAGGAUACCAGCAAGGUUCAGAAGAGGCACAUCACCACAGUGCAGGAAGAUUUUACACACGCAUGUUCUGUAAAAAAUUUGAAAGUUUGGGAUGUUCUACUUGCCUCAGCCUGAAGUCACAAAAUUCUGCAUUCUUAAGAAAUACCUAUCUGCACAAAUUGGUUGGAGAACUUGAUGCCAAAAUAACUUUGAAGCCAGUUCAUACAGAUGCUGAUAUUGACAAAAUAGAGCUGGAGAUUCAAGCUGGAUCCAAAGCAGCAUCAAAAAUAAUUGAUGUAGCAAGCUCAGGGUCGAAGGAAGAGGAAGAGACCUCUCCAUAUGAGGACAUUAAAGCUAAACUGAAGAAGAUUCUAGGCAUUGAAAAUGUGUUCACGGCCUCAAAUAAAACACGUCGCCGCACAAAACGGAUUAACAGAGAUUACAAGACUGCAGAUACAGGCCUCUGGGCAGAGCUCAGUGCACCCCACCUCUCCAGUUCAUCCUCUUCUGCUGCUGCUUCCUCUGCUGAUGGCAAGGAGCCUGGAAAUGAUCACAAGAAAGAUGAAAUAAGGCAAUCUGUGAAGAAGCGUGGCAGCAAGAGCAGCAGCAGGAGCAGCAGUGGCAGGAGAAGUGGCAGCAGCAGUGUCAGCUCUGCUAGCAGUAAAGUAUGCAGCAGCAGCCAAGAAGACCACUCUGGGGACAGGGACUGCAGUGGGCACAGUGAAUAUUCCAAACAACAGGUAACCCUCCCUGUUUACCAGCUCUGGUUUAAGCCAGCAGAUGAACAGGGCCCAGGAAGGGAAAUCCUGAACAGCAGCAUCAGCUCUUCCUCUUCUUCAGCAGCUAGUGAUGAAGGCAUCUCUAGAGCCAUGUCUCAGCCUAAAUUCUUGGGAGACAGCAAGCCACCCAUACUGGCUGCGGUCCUUCGUGCCAUCCACAAAAAUGAGCAGCCAACAGGAUUACAGCUUGUCCUGUACACUGAUACACAACCCUGGAGGUCAAGAAUACAGGUGUUUGUUUCAAGCAUCACAAGACCAAGCAGAUGGAAACUCUGUGCUGAUGCUUCAGUGAUAAAUUACCGAAAAGUAUCAGGUUCUCUUAAAUGGGGUAAAGAUUGCCAGGACUACCAGAUUGCUACUCAGAUUGCAACAGGGCAAUUUGCUGCUUAUCCAGCUAUGCAGAUGAAGCUGGAGUGGCUAACAGUACCUUCAAUAAUCCGAACAACUGCAAGAUGGUUCUACUCACUUCUUCCAGGAGUUGCAUAUGUGCUUGGGUAUUCCCUAAGGCAACAACUUGGUCCCUCUCACCAGGCAACCUUGGUUAUGGCUUUGACAUCUCCGAGAACCUGUGAUGUUGUUUUUAAGUUGCCAGAGCUCACAAUUUACAACAGAGCCAUCAGGCUUCCCCUGCCAUUCCCUUCACGUCCAGGUACACCAGUUUCAACACUACCAUCCUCUGACUGGAAUGUCUUUUCCCAAGCAACACUUUCACUCAUUGAAAGUUUUAAAGCUCACUGUUCAGUUUUCCAAAAUACGAUCACAACCUUCGAUGGUGUUGAAUUUAACUAUUCAAUGCCUGCAAAUUGCUACCAUGUCUUGGUGCAGGACUGUAGUCCAGAGCUUAAAUUCCUGGUGAUGAUGAAAAGACUUGAAGAGUCUGCUGACCUUACAGCAAUAAAUGUCAGACUGGCCAGCCAUGAGGUUGACAUGUAUGUUUCCAAUGGACUCCUCCAUUUGAAGAUUAAUGGUGUCCAAGCCCCAAGAGAUGUUCCAUACACAUCUAAUUCUGAUGCAAGCAUACUGAUCAGCAGUGAAGAGGAAGGAUUGGCACUAAAAGCCCCAGAUUAUGGCAUAGAUAAACUAUAUUAUGAUGGACACAGACUUAAGAUUCAGGUUGCUUUCUGGAUGGCUGGAAAAACAUGUGGCAUUUGUGGAAAAUAUGAUGCUGAAAAGGAAAGAGAAUAUCAAAUGCCCAGUGGAUAUUUAGCUAAGGAUGCAGUGAGUUUUGGUCAGUCUUGGAUCAUCUCAGAAGACUCGUGUGCUGGAGCUUGCAAGCUGCAGCGCAAAUUUGUCAAAAUUGAGAAGGCAGUUGGAUUUGAGAAGAUGGCAGCAAAAUGCUUCUCUGUGGAGCCAGUUCUUCGCUGCGUGGAAGGCUGUUCAGCAACCGGGACCGUUCCCGUCUCCGUGGGCUUCCACUGUGUACCAGCCGACUCUGCUCCCAGCCUGGAAAGGCAGCUUAGGCUGGGCCAGAAAUCCGAGGACGUGGUGAGCUCGGUGCCUGCUCACACGGCCUGUUCCUGCCAGCACCAGCCGUGCCCGGCCUCAGCCCCCGCACCGACCCGCUCCUGAGGGGGGUCGUGUCGGCCCGGCCGCCCGCGGGCACGGCUAGCUCGGGCGGCCGGGGAUCGGCCCCGUCCCCUGCGGGACAUCGCUCUGCUCCGGUCCUUCUCGAGUUCUUGAAAACAACCCGGGACACGGCUGGCCGGGUGUGAACUUUCAAUAAACAGUUGCUCUGUAAACGCGCUCCCC
Molecule: messenger RNA, 4635 nt
Organism: Lepidothrix coronata (blue-crowned manakin)
Lineage: Eukaryota; Metazoa; Chordata; Aves; Passeriformes; Pipridae
Product: vitellogenin-2-like
Exons: 31
Coding region: 4-4455 (1483 amino acids)
Biological process (GO): lipid transport
Molecular function (GO): lipid carrier activity
Source: RefSeq, a predicted model, not a curated record